Cladophialophora immunda is the source of this 2986-nucleotide messenger RNA. RefSeq lists its product as uncharacterized. The record is from RefSeq and is a predicted model, not a curated record. NCBI's taxonomy places the organism in Eukaryota, Fungi, Ascomycota, Eurotiomycetes, Chaetothyriales, Herpotrichiellaceae. Gene Ontology annotation, biological process: reciprocal meiotic recombination; double-strand break repair via homologous recombination. Gene Ontology annotation, molecular function: ATP binding; ATP-dependent chromatin remodeler activity; DNA translocase activity. The coding region runs from base 16 to 2853 and encodes 945 amino acids. The transcript is spliced from 2 exons. Gene Ontology annotation, cellular component: nucleus.
UGAGUAUAGCGACGGAUGAUGUUUUCCAAGCCUUUCAAGCCUCUUACUAUCCGCAAACCCGUCGCCACCGGCGAAACUCUUGAUCAUGGAGUACCUCCCGCCAAGCGGAGGAAGCUCAGCCCUGAUCUCCAUCCUCGAGCAGCGAAGCCUCAAUCCAACGAGGGCGAAAGACAACCCCUCAAGUCGAUCGUCAACCCUCCGAGCCCUGUUCUAAAACUGAGUGACAAUGCAUCAGAAGGCAUCGAGAGCUAUUUUUCGAUUCUGUGGCGUGUGCCAACGAACAAGAAGAACAAGACUUGGACGGACGACGGUGUACUCGCCGUCAGAGAUGGUUUCGCAACGUUGUAUACAAAGUCCGGGAAGAGCAUUGGCCGCACUGCCUUCUCGGCGCCUUUGCUGCCCGAGUCAAACCUGACCAUUAGUGGAAAGGAAGUCGAGGUCGAUUCCCAGAUCAGCAAGAAUGCCUUCCUGGAAAUUAUCGGUUCCAAGUCCAAGCCUCCGAGUAGCGAACAUAAAGCCGUACCCAAGGCUCCAUCCGCAAAACCUUCUGACGUCCAGCCAUCAAAGCCAAGCAUACAGAGCCAGAUGAAAGCUCAGAUACAAAAAGAGAAGGCUCAGGUUGAGAAACAACACCUUUCGCAGGUCAGUCGUGUCGGCGUGUUCAAGCAGCCGUUGAAGGAGUCGACUAUACUUCCAAAAAGCAUGGGUGAGUCGCCAACUCCGCGACAUGACCCUAACGCGGAAGGGGCAAUUGUCUUCAAGAGACCCAGGAGUCCGCCGGGAGGCCGACAGAUUGUGGACGUGGUUUUAGACCCCCUGAUUGGCAAGAAAUUACGACCACAUCAGCAAGAGGGAGUCAAAUUCCUCUACGAAUGCGUUAUGGGGCUGCGUGAUUUCGACGGCCGAGGGUGCAUUCUGGCAGACGACAUGGGUCUCGGGAAGACGCUGACCACGAUCGCUCUCCUAUGGACACUCUUGCGACAAAACCCAAUCUUCAGGGAGACACCUGUGAUCCGAAAAGCUCUCAUUGUGUGUCCGGUGUCCCUCAUUCGGAAUUGGAAGCGAGAAUUUAGGAAAUGGCUCGGCUCCGACAGGUUGGGGGUGCUCGAGUUCGAGGAUCAACAGACUCGUUUGAGCAGUUUCGACGGGAGAGUCUAUCAGGUCAUGAUCAUUGGCUAUGAAAGAUUGAGGAUAGUGGCUGAUGAUCUUGCCAAAGGACAACCUAUUGACAUUGUCAUCUGUGACGAGGGUCAUCGUCUAAAGACCAUGAAGAACAAAGCGGCGCAGGCUAUUGAGUCGCUAAACACGAAGCGGAGGAUCAUUCUGUCGGGGACUCCAAUCCAGAAUGAUCUGGGCGAGUUCUUUGCUAUGGUCAAUUUUGUGAACGAUGGGUGUCUGGGAUCUCAAAAGGGCUUUAGCCGCGACUUUGAGAAGCCCAUCAUGAGAAGUCGUCAACCGGAUGCGCUACCGGCCGAGGUGGAGCGUGGUCAAGAUGCCAGCGAGGAAUUGACUCGUACGACGUCGGCCUUCAUCCUACGAAGAACGGCGGACAUUCUGGCAGACUUCCUGCCUCCCAAAACGGAAUAUGUCCUAUUCUGCAAACCAACACCAGCCCAGGCAAAGAUCUAUCGGAGCGUUGUUCGUUCGCCGAUGUUCCACAAUGCACUGCGCAGCCAGGAGACAGCGUUUCAGUUAAUCACCAUUUUGAAGAAACUCUGCAACAGCCCAGCGUUGAUGGACCCUAACUACGGCAACGAUGAAUCGACCCCUUCAUCGUCGCUCAUCACAUUGAACGAAAUGCUUCCCGAUGGAUUGUCGAGGCUGUACCAAAACUCAGUGUCUUGCAAGAUCCGUCUUCUUGAUCAACUCCUUCAGCAAAUUCGUACGACUACUGAUGAAAAGGUCGUGGUCAUUUCCAAUUACACCUCCACGCUCAACUUGAUCCAGCAGUUGGCAGCAAACUCCAACUUGUCUUUUCUCCGCCUUGAUGGCUCAGUCGCGGCGAAAAAGAGACAAGCCCUGGUGGACAAGUUUAACCAUUCAACAGCCGCCCAGUGCUUCCUCUUUCUUCUGAGUGCUAAGGCGGGUGGAGUUGGAUUGAACUUAAUUGGGGCAAGCCGUCUGGUUCUUUUCGACGUGGAUUGGAAUCCUGCGACGGACGAUCAAGCAGUUGCGCGCAUUUACCGACAAGGGCAGAAGAGACACUGUAGAAUCUACAGGUUUAUGAUCAAAGGUGGUCUGGAAGAGCGCAUCUGGCAACGGCAAGUUGUUAAGAGAGCGUUAGCGGACAGUAUCAUGCAAGGAGGGUCGCACGAGGCGACAGCCAAGACUCAAGGUGGUACUUCAAGUUUCAGCCAAGAGGAAUUGAAAGACCUUUUCCGUCUAGAUGAAGGUGACGGAUUACGAACGCAUGACCUGAUCGACUGUGGCUGUGAGGGUGCGGGAUGGGACGGUGAUUGCAAGGACGAGACCGAUGUCGCCCUCUUUUUGGGGGAGAACGACAAGCCUGAAUCUGACAACGAGGACCUCGAAGUUCCCCCUCUGAAGCCAAAAGGUCUAUCGUCGAGGAAAUGUUCGGCACGCUCGUGGACUACAGCAAAGGACGCUCUGAGCACAGAUACGGCACCUAUCCCGACGGAACUUGAGGCAGAGAAGCACCAAUUGAUGCAGUACAGGCAUGUGGACACUUCGAUUCUGACCCAGAAAGAUGGAAAUUCGGAGCUGAAAGGGCAGAUCAUGUCGGCAAUCGAUGAUGAAUGUCUGGGACAUGUAGUCACUCUUGACCCGGACAUGAUAGGGGGCGGUGGGGUUUCGUAUAUAUUCAAGAAGAUCAAAGGCAGCCAGUGUCUCUAAGGAAAGGAUGGCUCACGUGUCAGACGUCGAUAACGAAUUUAGGCUUCACAACAUGGCUCGGACGGCUUCACAUUAGAGACGAGGUCGCCAUGAAAAUACGAAGAUAGAGAACAUGAAGGAUACAUGUGGUGAC